Molecule: messenger RNA, 576 nt
Organism: Eruca vesicaria subsp. sativa (arugula)
Lineage: Eukaryota; Viridiplantae; Streptophyta; Magnoliopsida; Brassicales; Brassicaceae
Source: the annotation of a GenBank genome assembly
AUGAGCUCUGUUACUGAGAAGAGUGCUAAGUACGCUCAGAUUUCUUAUCACUUACUAGAGAAUGCUACUUCGGUUGUGGUUAACUCCACUGCUCUCAACUCCAAGGACCCUGAGAAAGUCUUCUUCAAAGAUGACGAGAUUUACGAUGACGGAACCUCCGCGUCCACUGCUCUCUCUCCGUUGCUCAUAGAUGCAGACACUUCUUCUAGACAGGACAUAGAUGUUGUCCUCCUCACUAAAGGUUUUGGUAUCGGUGUCAAGAAUCUAUCUGGGACUGUUACUGUAACCAGCGAUGGAAGCUGGGUUUGUGAAGGUGGGAAGCAUCAUACAACUCAGACUUACCCUGAUCCUCUGGCUGAGGUAAAGAAACAAGCUUCAGUUCUUGAAUCAUAUCUGGAACAAAGACAGGUUACUUUACUAGAAGGAAAUCUGUCUUGCAAAGUUGUAAUUCCCAAUCCAAACUUUCGGGUGGAGCUUAAAACUAGCAAGAUUGUGUUAGGAGAGUUCCUUGAGUUCAAAGGAAAGCAGGAAGAUAUGUUGCCUUUGAAACAUAUCAGGGGCCUUGGAGUUCCUUGA